This is a messenger RNA of Bactrocera tryoni, 1320 nucleotides long. RefSeq lists its product as uncharacterized. Gene Ontology annotation, biological process: RNA polymerase I preinitiation complex assembly; nucleolar large rRNA transcription by RNA polymerase I; transcription elongation by RNA polymerase I. Gene Ontology annotation, molecular function: DNA binding. The coding region runs from base 83 to 1237 and encodes 384 amino acids. Gene Ontology annotation, cellular component: RNA polymerase I complex. The transcript is spliced from 5 exons. Lineage: Eukaryota; Metazoa; Arthropoda; Insecta; Diptera; Tephritidae. The record is from RefSeq and is a predicted model, not a curated record.
GUCUCAUUGUUGUUUUGGAAACUUUCCUACUCUCAUUAUUUAAGUUUAAUAAAAAUAAAUUGUAAUUCAUUAAAUUACAAUAAUGAAGGAAAAAGCAACUAUCGUGAAGGUGUAUCCUCGUAAACGCAACGCCGCAAUGCCUACGCUGUUGAAAUUCCAAAAUGGUCAGCUAGGAGCCGUAAGUAAGGAUGCUACACAAUUUACUCGUCUGCAGCAAAAGCGUGGUAAAGAGACAAAUGCCAAUAUUGCAAUGGUGACUGCCAAUGACCAAAUUUAUCAUGGUAUCAUGGAUGUUGGUGAGGCUGCAGCGCUUACGGACACUUAUAUCUGUGUCCGCAAUAAAAUAACAAAUAAGCUUCGUAUUAUUCCCAUUGAACAAGCUACACUCAGCAAUCAUAUUUUCAAUACUCUUGAGCAAAAACCUUUACCAACUUUGACAGCCGAACACACCAGAGCUGUGCUAAUGAAACAAUUUGGUGGGCGAAAAGCUGCACGUUUUGCAGCUAAUCAAGAAAAUAAUAAGGUGAAUGUCGAAGUAUUAAAGAAUGAUUUGGACAACACUGUGCGUGAAGCGGAGUUCAGCAAAGAAGGCGAGGAACAACCCGACACGCAACAUAACUUUGAUAUUUUGCGGCCUAAAUUCAAUAAAGACGCUAAAAAGGUGGAAGAAAUGUAUGAUGUACAUGAUAUUGUGCCUGCAGAUCUGCUCGACCGUUUAGAUGAGGAAUCGAAAGUGGUCUACUCAACACCAGUUGCUAAGCUACCAAUACAGUCGGAAUACUUAUGCAAAUGUAUAAAAAGUAUACAGGAUAAUUCGCCAACACCAGAAGGAUUUUUGCAUUUGAAAUUAAUUAUAUACAUGGACUGUUUACUAAAUUUGAUCAAAAGUCGUGCACGUUCAAUCAAAACAAUUGAACUUUCCGGCAUUACGGAAAAAGCGGAAAACGAUGUUCGUUCACGUUUCUCUGAUCCUCAUUCAAAACCUUUUUCUCGAACUUCGCACACAUCGGAAAAGGCCUUGUGCUAUUUUAUAGUUCUUGCAUUGAUAAUCAGCGAAAAUUUUACCGUGGAUUUGAAUGUGUUGGCUCAGGAGUUGUGUGUUUCAAAAGUUAAAUUGGUGAAGUUUGCCCAUAUUGCGAAUGCAGUCCGACCUUCGAAGACCGAUUUGCUGACUUUACGUUUGCCAAGCAAAAUGACUGCUUUGCCAAUGGGAUUUAGUAGGAAGUCAAAAAAUUAAUCACUCCCAUUCCCUAGUUUUUUCAAAAGUUGGAGCCUUAGUCAUUUGUUAAAUAUAGACGAUUAGAUAUUAAAAAAUACCAA